AUGAAACACCUUAAUGAUCAAACUAGUAUCGAUCAGUUCCAUUCUCGAUUGGUGCACCAUGGCUUGGAGCUUCCGCUGCAAUGGACCAUACCACGAGCAGAGGCAAGAUGGUUCAUAAACGUAUACAAGGACAGGCCAGACAUGAAUCCAGUUCUGCUUGAGCUGGCUGAAUUGGAUUUCAACAUUGUUGAAGCAAAAUAUCAGCAGGAACUAAAACAUCUCUCCAGGAAAAUAUUGACGAAGGUCAAUGUUUUAGUAACAACCAUAGAUGAUAUAUAUGAUGUCUAUGGUACAUUAGAUGAACUAGAAGUUUUUACAAGAAUCAUUGAAAGGAUCAUCAGUGGUGCGUGUGUAGACUACAAUUUCAUUUCAUGUUUCCAGGAUGAAAUGAAAAGAGGCGAUGUUCCUAAAACAAUACAAUGUUACAUGAAAGAAACUGGUGCUUCUGAAGACGAGGCACGCAAACACAUAAGAUCUUCAAUACGUGAGACGUGGAAAAGAAUGAAUAAAGUUCAAGAAACAAGUUGUCCAUUCUCAAAAACUUUUAUUGAAAUUACAGUGAAUCUUGCGAGAAUGGCACGAUACAGGUACCCGUAUGGAGAUGGGCAUGGCAUUCGAAAUCACGAAACUAAGGCUCGCAUCUUAGCAUUACUAUUUGAACCCAUUUGA
This is a messenger RNA of Fraxinus pennsylvanica, 669 nucleotides long. The record is from the annotation of a GenBank genome assembly. NCBI's taxonomy places the organism in Eukaryota, Viridiplantae, Streptophyta, Magnoliopsida, Lamiales, Oleaceae.